Molecule: messenger RNA, 4628 nt
Organism: Austrofundulus limnaeus
Lineage: Eukaryota; Metazoa; Chordata; Actinopteri; Cyprinodontiformes; Rivulidae
Product: inactive phospholipase C-like protein 2
Exons: 12
Coding region: 170-3640 (1156 amino acids)
Biological process (GO): regulation of synaptic transmission, GABAergic; release of sequestered calcium ion into cytosol; gamma-aminobutyric acid signaling pathway
Molecular function (GO): phosphatidylinositol-4,5-bisphosphate phospholipase C activity
Source: RefSeq, a predicted model, not a curated record
GAGAGAGAGAGAGAGAGAGAGAGAGAGAGAGAGAGAGAGAGAAGUUUCCUGUGCUCUCUUUUUGUUGGUGUUCGCCUCACACACGAUGGCGCGCCUGCGUCCUCGCUCAGCCCCGCCGCCGCUCCGGGAGCCCCGCCGCCUUUCAUGAGAGUCCACAAGAGUCUCCUCCAUGGCUGAAUUUGGGGCCAAGAAGAAGAGCGACGCGGGCCCACCGGUUGCUGGCUGGAAAGCUGCGUGCGGGGGAGCCGCCGCCGCCGCCUCCUCCGGGGGAGCGAGCAGCGUGGAGACGCACCGGGGAGGAGAGCCCGUGUCGAACGGAAACUGCGGCGCGCCGGACGCCGUCAGGAGGGUCCAGAACGAGUCCGGCUGCGAGUCCCCGACGUGGGAGAACGCGGGGGGCUCGGAUUCUGCUCGCAAAGCCACCAUCCCUCGACGCAGCAGCCUGAUCAAGGAUGGCUCACGAGCCAGUCGGGAGAAAAAGAAGACCGUGUCCUUCAGCAGCAGCCUGUCUGAGAAGAAGAUCAGCAGUGCUGCCGGAUGCAUCCACUCCAUGGUUGAGGGGAGUGAGCUGAAGAAAAUCCGACCCAGCACCCGCGUUUACCAACGUUACUACCUUCUGGAUGCRGGCCUCCAGGCUCUGUACUGGGAACCAUCCAAGAAAGAGUCAGACAAAGCUCGGAUCUCGCUCGACUCGAUACGAGAGGUACGGACAGGUCGUAACACAGAAACCUUCCGCACCAGUGGAGUUUAUGAGCAGAUUUCAGAGGACUGUGCGUUCUCCAUCAUCUAUGGAGAGAUUUAUGAAAGCUUGGACCUGGUGGCUAACUCUGCUGAAGUGGCUAACAUUUGGGUGACUGGGCUGAGGUAUCUUAUGCAGUAUGGAAAACAUGCCAUCGACAUGCUUGCCAACAGCCAGGACAGUCUUCGCCUCCGUUGGCUGGAGCAGUUGUUCUCCUCGGCGGCUGCGUCUGACAGACCCGAGGACAUCGAGGAAGGGAUUCCGUUGCAGUCGGCGGUUAAGCUGGUGCAAAACGUGAGCCCUGGGGUGAGCGCCGUCAAGGUGGAGCACAGGUUUAGAGAGCUGCAGAGAGUCAGGGAGAAGACGGGCGGGCCCGCGGUGGAAAACGCUUCGGGACUGAAAGACCAGAGCCCGAGCAAAAAGCGAACCGUCAGAGACGGGCGCGUCACCAAGAAGGAGUUCAUGGAGGCCUUCCACGACUUCUGCACCCGCCCAGAGAUCUACUUUCUGUUGGUGCAGUUCUCUAGCAACAAAGAGUACCUGGAUGCCAAAGACCUAAUGAGGUUCAUCGAGGCGGAGCAGGGCGUGGCUCAAGUGAGCGAAGAAACAAGCCUGAAGCUCAUCCAGACCCAUGAGCCAUCGGAGGAGGGACAGCAGCUGGGGCGCCUGUCUUUGGAUGGCUUCACCAGCUACCUCACCUCAACCGAGUGCCACCUGUUCGAUCGAGAGCACCGCGACAUCUGCCAGGACAUGUCCCAGCCAUUGUCUCACUACUACAUCAACUCCUCCCACAACACCUACCUCAUUGAGGACCAGUUUCGAGGCCCMGCGGACGUUUCUGGCUACAUUCGUGCUCUUAAGAUGGGUUGCCGAUGCGUGGAGCUGGACAUCUGGGACGGUGCAGAUGGGGAACCCAUAGUGUGCACAGGGCACACCAUUUCCCCGCCACUGGCCUUGCUUUCUGUUUUAGAAGCAAUUGGAAAGUUUGCUUUCGUAGCGUCAGAGUAUCCAUUAAUUCUGUGCAUUGAAAACCACUGUUCACUGCAACAGCAAAAGGUUUUGUUGCAACAACUCACAAGGAUAUUGGGGGAGUGGCUGUAUAGAGAUCUGCCAGAUGAAGGGGCCACGUAUCUGCAAUCACCAGAUGACCUGAGGCACCGAAUACUGCUAAAGGGUAAAAAGCUCGGGUCGGGUUCUGAUGGAGAGGCGGGGGAGGUGAGUGAGGAAGAUGAAGGAGCAGAAAUGUGUCAGAAGGUGAAAGCAGCGAACAGUAGCAGUGGAGCAUCUUGUGGGAUUGAGAAGGAGAUUGUGCAGAUGAGUAUGUGUCUCACAGCUCAGUCUAGUGCUUCUCAUGUUCAUCCCAAACGUUUCCAGCUGUUGAAGGAGCUCUCUGAUUUGGUAACCCUAUGCCAUUCUGUAAACUUCGUAGACUUUAAAACGUCAUCUAAAUCCCAAAAACCUUGGGAAAUGUGUUCCUUUCAUGAGUCGCUGGCUGUGCGUCUUGCAAGUGAAAGCCCYGGUGACUUUGUCAACCACAACAAGCAUUUCCUGUCGCGAGUUUACCCCAACCCCAUGCGCAUCGACUCGAGCAAUAUGAACCCCCAGGACUUGUGGAAGUGCGGCUGUCAGAUUGUGUCAAUGAAUUUUCAAACGGCAGGACUGAUGAUGGACCUGAACACGGCCUGGUUCCGGCAGAAUGGGAACUGUGGUUAUGUUCUGCGUCCGGCCAUUAUGCGUCAGGAAGUGUCUUAUUUCUGCGCUGACACCAAAGACACAGUACCUGGCGUGUCUCCACAGCUGCUGCAUGUAAAGGUAAUCAGUGGUCAGAAUCUGCCCAAGCCCAAAGGCUCAGGGGCCAAAGGGGACGUGGUGGACCCGUAUGUGUAUGUGGAGAUCCAUGGCAUCCCAGCUGACUGCACAGAGCGCCGCACCAGGACUGUGACCCAUAACGGAGACAACCCAGUSUUCGAUGAAAGCUUUGAGUUCCAGAUCAACUUACCUGAGCUAGCUAUGGUUCGCUUUGURGUGCUGGAUGACGACUUCAUUGGAGAUGAAUUCAUAGGUCAGUAUACCAUACCACUGGAGUGUCUCCAACCUGGCUACCGGCAUGUACCCCUCCAGUGUCUCACAGGGGAGGACCUUCCACAUGCCAAGCUGUUUGUCCACGUGGCGCUCACGAAUCGGAGAGGAGGCGGAAAGCCUCACAAAAGAGGCCUUUCAGUGCGGAAGGCUCGGAGGGGGAGAGAGUACACAGCACUGAGGGACAUGGGAAUUCGGUCUGUUGAUGAGGUUUUCAAGAUGGCUGCUCCUUUUUUGAGAGAAGCCACUGAUUUGAGAAGUAACAUGCAGAACUCAGUAGCAGUGUUCAGGGAGCUGUGUGGGGUGUCAGCUGUGGCUAACCUCAUGCAGUGUGUGCUGGCUCUGAGCUCCAGUGUGUCGGGCCCAGAAGGGACGCCUUUACUGCUGUUUGACUUAAAGGACAGCUACCCCACCCUGGAGCCCCAGGGGCCUUUGCCAGACGUCCUUCGUCGAGUCGUCUCAACUUAUGAAACGAUGGUCAGUGCAAGCAGAGCUGUGAUGGAGCUCUCUGACGAAAUCUACGACAAGAUUCUACAUAUUCAGACGAUGGCUAUGGAGUCUCAUGAAAMUUUGCAGAGUCUGGCAAUGAAGGAAGGACUGAAAGGCUCCAAGGUCAGCCGAGCACUCGAGAGCUUCAGCUGGAAUAUCACCAUCCUGAAGGGCCAGGCCGACCUGCUGAAACACGCCAAGGCCGAAGUCAGGGAGAACAUGAAGCAGGUGCACGACGCCGCCCUGACGGGAAACCUCACCAAGGAGGGGGCGGGGUUAAGGAGAGGUCGCUCCCAAACGGGGCGAGGUCAGGACGAGACCGCAAGUGCUUAGAGGCCUCUGCGUCCUAUUAGGGCGGCCAUCAAACAACAAAUAACUCUGUCGAAGUGGCUGUGAUAAAAGCUUUCAUACGCCAUUGAUUUGUUCUCAAACUCUUAAUAUGAAGGGGGCAUCGCAGCAACUCGUCUCUCAGAAGGAUGAAAAACUCAAAGCCUUUACUGCUGAACAUUUCAGCUGCAGGUGCACUGCUGGUAGGAGAUGCAGGAAUUGCAACGCCGAAGAGAUGAAUGUAAUUCGACUCGAAGCCAAGGUUCAGGUGUUUGUACUGUUGUCAGCUGUAAACAAACCAAAUGUUUGUUCUUUACCUCUCGUGUGCAAUUAUUUGUUCUGUUCGUUUUACGUCUAAAGGUGUGUCGUGAUUGCAUCUUUACAAUCAAACAGGCUUGUUAAUCUCAGCURAUAUGUCCUUAAAUUGCAAAAAAAAAUUAAAAAGAAAGAAUAAAAUAAAUGCAAUUUCAACUUUAAAUCAGUUCAGGUUGCAGAAUAUUUUGCCCUUUAAAAAAAAGACUGACAAAUCUUUUGAUCCUGCUCGACGGUUUUUGUUUGUUUGUUUGUUUGUUUGUUUUUGCAGCUUGUUUUUGUGUUAAACACCCUUCGCUCCCACAUUUGCUGCUCUGCAUUCAGUUGCCGUGAGGUUGUCCUCACACCUUCACCCUUUAACGCAAUAUUCUGUAUUUUUGUAUUCCCCUGAAACCCCGCCUCUUGAUAAUGAAACCACUCUUUCCCGCCAUACUGAUCAACUCCAGACGUGUUGAUGUCUGCCUCUGGGAAAAAAAAAUGAUACUGUUACUGCUGAAGGUGUUUACUUUGCGUGCUAAACCCUGUACAGUACUUAAAUAUGUGAUUCUAUCCUUUUGCUGUAAAGAUUUUUUUUUUACAUAAGUUAUUGAUGCUGAAUGGAAAAAGGAAAAACAUUCCAGAUUCUUGUUGUUGCAUUAGAUAUGGGACGAGAAGGAAAUAAAGACCAUUUUCUUUCAAUGAC